AUAGAUUUUAAUCCGAUUCGUUCGUUCUGGCGAUGGUUGCAAGCUGAUUCCACCAUUUUCUUGACGUUGAUUUUUUCUCUCUGUUUCCUUUUUCUCAUGUUUUUUUUCUCUCACUCUUUCUCCCGUUCCAUUCUAAUCAGUUCGAACGACUGACGGAUACACGGACGCUUUGAACUGGAUCCAUCGUAUCUUCCCGGUCCCAGGGAUCGCUCGUCUACACCAUUGCCGCCAGUGAGGCUUCGGGCAAACAUCAUCGGGCAAAAACCUUGAUGCCAUCAUUAUCAACCACGUUGAUGGUACCACAGAUCGUUCGAUUCGAUAACGACAACGCCCUACCCGGGGCCGUUAUCAAGCGCAGAAGCUACCUUGCAGAGCAGUACCGAAAUCUGACUAUUCCGGCCACCCGGAUCACCUUAUCACGCCCGGGUCAACACACCGGCUACCGUCACCACCACAAUCACCAUCCUUAUCCUCAUUCUCUACAUCAUCUUUCGCUUCAUCCAAUCGUUUCGGGCUGAGCUUGUACCACCUGCCAACAUCCGGGCCCGGUCCACCGCACCGGAACGCUCGCGGCAGCGGACGGUUCGUCCGUUGGACAACCGAUCCCACCGGGAGUGUGCAGAGGCUUGCACCGACGACAGUGACAGUGCCACCCGGUGAACCGUCCAGGAAACGACACAAACACGACGACUGCAACGGCGACGUGGAGGACGUCGGCGACGUUGCGUGUAGUGCGGCGCCAUGCGUCGCCGGAAGCCGAUCGAAGGCUUCAUUCUGUGCGGAGUUUUCUUCUGGACAAUAAUCGCCCAUCUCAUCUCGACAUGUUUGGCAAUCCAGCUCGAGGAGCGGAUGGAGAUCGUGCGCAAAGUGCUGAAGGAAGUGCCUUUAAUCGAUGGUCACAACGAUCUACCGUGGAAUAUACGAAAGUUUCUCAAGAAUCAGCUACGCGAGUUUCGAUUCGGCGAAGACCUGCGCGACAUCACGCCCUGGUCGACGAGUGCCUGGAGUCAUACGGAUCUGCGGCGCCUGAAGGAAGGCAUGGUUUCAGCACAGUUUUGGUCGGCCUAUGCGCCUUGCUCGUCGCAACAUUUGGACGCAGUGCAAUUAACGCUGGAGCAGAUCGAUCUCAUCCGACGGUUAGUAAACCUUUACCCACAGCACAUGGCCCUGGUAACGACUGCCGAUGGCAUCGAAGAGAGUCAUCGAUCGGGGAAGUUGGCGAGUUUGAUCGGGAUCGAGGGUGGCCACUCGAUCGGUACGAGUCUUGGGGUGCUGCGGACCUUCUACCAACUUGGUGCGCGCUAUCUUACGCUCACCCACACCUGCAACACACCGUGGGCGGACUGUUGCAAAGUUGAUGAGCAGGGACGAGUGCCCCACAUCGGAGGGCUGUCCCACUUCGGUACGCUCGUCGUGACCGAGAUGAAUCGGCUCGGCAUGAUCGUGGACCUGUCGCACGUAUCCGUACCGACGAUGCUGGAUGCGCUGGCCACCUCGAAAGCUCCAGUCAUCUUCUCGCACUCUUCCGCCCAUGCCAUUUGCAACAGCUCGCGCAACGUUCCGGACCAUGUGCUGAAGCGAAUCGCCGUCAACGGUGGUCUGGUCAUGGUUGCAUUCUAUCCCCAUUUUGUGAGCUGUGGCGAAAAAGCAACACUCAAGGAUGUUGUCGCUCAUAUUAAUCACAUCAGAGACGUGGCAGGAGUGGACCAUGUCGGCAUUGGUGCCGGGUAUGACGGGGUGAAUUUAGUACCGCAAGGUUUAGAGGAUGUCUCCAGGUAUCCCUACCUGUUCGCAGAACUGCUAGAAUCAGAACGGUGGACCGAGGAGGACAUAGCGAAGCUAGCCGGUAGAAAUCUUAUACGAGUUUUCCGCCAAGUGGAACAGGUGCGGGAUCAGCUCGAAGCACAGGGUAUGCUUCCCAUCGACCAAUCGAUACCACCGGAAGAUAUUCUCGGUCGCUCGUACUGCCGCUACUCGGGGCCGCGUACGUGAUGAAGUGCCACCGCCAGUUCCGACGACAACCACACCCUCACUCUUCCACACACCAUCGAACCAAUCCACCAGAACCGUCGGGCGCUCGCGAAUGCCGAACACUGGACCAUUACUACUACCGCUGCUGCUACAGACGGCUGACGGCUGAUGUUGCGUUUGCACGCCUAAAGGUAUGCAGCUCGAGCGCACCAAACCGAUGGCGACUAGGACGAACCAGCGUGUAGCCGGUUCGCCAUUUUAUUGCAUAUCGCUCACUAACUCACUAGUAACUCUUGUAGUAAGCCAGACACACACGGGCGUCACGUAACGCGGAGGGCCAACGGAUAUUCCCGGCGACCGGUUUAUUUAUCUUUCGAAAGCGUAUUUUUAUUUCUCUCUCCUCCGACAGCACCAAUGGGACCACCCUUCCCAGCUGGUCCAGGCGCAGUUCGCGAUUGCUAGUGGAGAUGAAACGAAUUGAACGAACGUACGCUGUGUGACACGGUAGUUUGUCCUAAGAAUUUUAGACCUCCCCCAGGAGCGAUAGUCUGUGCCCACCGUGCGGUUGCGUUCUUCCAGUGAGCCGGUAUUGUACAGAGAACCUUGAGCACGGGUAUCGUUCAGCGGUAUCGUUUACUUCGAUUUUCGAGAUUUGAUGACGGAGUAUGUUGCCGUUUGAUGUGGUAGCUUCAUUUCGGUAAGGUAGACUGUAAACUAAUGGUAGCACAAACCCCUGUACAUACACUAUCAUCUAGCCAUGAUACACACUACAACGGAACGAAACGGUUUAAUGCGAAUUUGGGGGGGUGGGACGGAGACGCGAUGGGCACAGUGCCGAGUGAAGAGUUGUUUUAAAGUUCUCAAACUUUACAAGAAUAACUUAGGUACGGUUUUUGUCUUCCUGAGUUCAUUUUCUUUUCUUCUCUUCCCAACGUGAAUCAAUCAAUCAGCUGCUCAGCGAAUGGAACUGCAAUCGAUCACUUUCCCCCACUGUCUUGCACCUGGCACACACUCACUCACACAAACACACGAAAAAAACACUUCUUUUCUUUGUUCGUUUCUCCACUGCACAACACUAUGGAGAACCAAAAACUCGUCAAAUCGAAAUGUGAUAUAUUUAUAUUGAAGCCCAGCUUAACAACAACAAUAUGUGCAACAAUCAACACGAAUGCUUUUUUUUUGUUUAAGUUGAUUAACAUUACUUCAUAACGAGAACCUCCCCGAUCAUUAUCAUAAUAUUAACACAAGUCCUGUGAGAUUCUACAGCAUUUGUGAAGUGCAAACGUUAAUCCCUUUACAAACCAGCGCGCCAUUUUUCCGCUGUUUUCCCAUCUGAAUGCAUUUCAGUUCUGUUUCUGUUGUUCAAUUACACACACACAUGGACCCCACCAGUUCACCAAGGUCUGGCUGUAAAUUGCAUGGCGCUCAUGUAAAACCCCACACCCAAACCCAAUCUGUACAUAUGCGUAGUAGUGUAAUGGAUGCCUCAAUUCGGGUCACAUUCUCCUUCUACUUCCCACCCCUUUUCCAAAAUCCCGGGGGUAAAUUAAUUCCUUUUUAUCACCCGUGUACUACUCACACACACACUCGGAUGGUUCACCUGACCGUGGUGUGUGUGUGGAAGCACCAUUUCCAUCCAUCAUCUUUAACUAUCAACCAUCAACCAGCGACCAAGCAGACUGGGUGGAAUUCAUAAAAAACGGGGGUUUUAUAAUAAAACAUAAACACAUUAAAUCACCUGUACGCUUUCACCCUUACAUGUGUGCAAAACAAUACCAAAAAAAAAUAGAGUGAAAACCCUCCCAAUGCCGUUUGUUUGCCCCAUCUCGCUUCGUGCAGUACCAAUGGACAGCUGAUUGAUUUAUCACGCCACAAUGAUUAAAACAGAUUUAUGCCUCACAAGAAUGGGUCAAAGAUCGUGGUGCGUGUUGUUUUUACUUCUUAUUUUUUCGUGUUUUCCUCCCUGCAUUCGACACACACGCAUCACCCCACGCAUUUACAUUGCAAAUGGGGCGGAUCAUAAAACUGUACUGUAUUUAUGAAGCGAAUCAGAGUCGGUUGCGGUUGUUGCGGUAAUGCAUAAAACAUCGCUUUUAAUUCAAUUUGUUCACAUUUUAUUGAUUUUAAAAUUUAACAACGAUGUUCAUCAGACAGCAGUUCGAACGCUGGCGGGACAAUUGGAGAUCGCAAUUGAUUGUGGGCUGCGUUUGACGCAGGCAAAAUAUUUAGAACAGAUCAAACAAAAUGAACAAUGCUAAUAGCGACUAUGCGGAUAGUUUGUAAUGUAGCAUACUUUGAACAAAUUCUAGAUGAUCGCCAUGCCACACACACGUUCGUAUGUGUGUGUAAACGGACAGAAAAAAAAACACACACACACCCAAAAAAGCGUUGUAUUAUAUGUAGUGUAUUGUUAAAUAACAAUAAUACGGACGAAUGAAUUUAAUUACUAGAACGGAAAACACAAACAAAACUAACUCUCCUGCAACUAGGCUCUUAGCUCGUACCACAAUCAGUAAAUCAUAGUGAACGAUAAGACAGCUGGCCGAUAAUCGGUUGGAAUAAAAGGGAAACAAAACACACACAUACAGAGAGACUCACCAUUGCCACGUUUCGUUUUCCGUCAUAUCCGACCACAUCACUCAUUUCCACCACUGAUUUCCACUGAAUGCCAAAUGAACAAGUUCGUUUUGUAGUAAUUAUGCUAAGCGAAGGAAAAUAUUACAAACGAGAGAGAGACCAAAGUAAAAUGUUUUGUGUAGAGCGAGAGAGUGUACAAAGCAAAUUAAGACAGGAAAAGCUAGGAAAACUAUGAAGUAUAGAAAAAUACCAAAGCUAACAACCUUCUUGAUGAUUGGGAAACGAGUGGAAAACUAAUGAAUCGCGACAGCUAGGAAAGAAAAUAUAAAAGGAAAGUUAAUGAAAGCAAACAAGAGUACACACAAACAAAACAACUGUUGGUUGGGUUGCAGGAAUGAACGGAAAAACAAGAAGCUAUAAAUAAAUUGUUUAAUAAACAUUUAAAAGUCACAUCAA
Messenger RNA from Anopheles stephensi (Asian malaria mosquito), 5004 nucleotides. Its product is annotated as dipeptidase 1-like. The coding region runs from base 742 to 1992 and encodes 416 amino acids. NCBI's taxonomy places the organism in Eukaryota, Metazoa, Arthropoda, Insecta, Diptera, Culicidae. Gene Ontology annotation, biological process: proteolysis. Gene Ontology annotation, molecular function: metallodipeptidase activity. The record is from RefSeq and is a predicted model, not a curated record. The transcript is spliced from 8 exons.